Messenger RNA from Mycena indigotica, 1950 nucleotides. Its product is annotated as CxC2 domain-containing protein. The record is from RefSeq and is a predicted model, not a curated record. The transcript has 9 exons. Lineage: Eukaryota; Fungi; Basidiomycota; Agaricomycetes; Agaricales; Mycenaceae. The coding region runs from base 1 to 1950 and encodes 649 amino acids.
AUGAAGGAUCAGCGCGAGAUGAGCUCUUGUAGUGGCCUCGCAGUGCUGGAUCACGCAAACAGCAAGUUCUCGCGAGGCUACAGCUGUACUGGUGUUGGUAUGGGAGUAUGUGCCCGACAUGAGUUUGUCCAGCCUAACGGAGUUGUUGAUCUCCAGGCCGGAGAAUGCUAUGCCAACAUGGACUGGCUUUUCAGUUCCAUCGUUCGUCACCUUCAUAUAGCGCUUCGCCUAAUGGUUUCUUAUGAUAUUGCCUGUCAAUGGGCCAAAAAUCUUCGUUCGCGACUGGAAAAGCUGCCACCAAUGUUGCGUCUCUCGCUCGUCCUGGCUCUUAUUCGCUUUGUUGUCCCCAAGCUCCAUAUCCAUGGACAUACUCUUGCUUGCCAGCUUCUUUACUCGCUCAACUGGGUCCCUGGAAGUGGGCAAACGGACGGCGAAGGGAUUGAGCGGCCCUGGAGCAUGAUAGGCGGCGUUGCGGCAAGCACCAGAGUCAGUGGGCCUGGAGCACGUGCAGACAUUCUCGACGAUCAUUGGUCGUUUUGGAACUGGAAGAAGCUGAUCGGUUUGCCAACACUUCUCCGCAAGCGACUGGACACUGCCAUUCAUGAGUUGGCGCGUCAACAAGAGGCCUUCCAGUCGUUCUCGUCCCAGCAAGCGGAUAAUAUAUCUCGAUGGAAGGCCUUUGUGGAGGACUUCGAAGCAGAUGGUAGCAAGCCAAACCCAUAUCAAGCUACAGUCAAAGGCGCUACAGAGGCUCAGGUCCGCACAGACCUGGAUCGUCAAGACGAAGAACAGCAAGCCGCAGGAAUUCGACCGAUCCAUGAUAUAACCCCCAACUCUCGUCGGGCCCUCAACAAACGUAUUGACCGACUUCGUAUUCUGCAAGCCACCUACACACCUGCCUCGCUACAGCAGCUUGCCGACCUUCGCCUUCCCCAGAACACAGUCGCCGAAAAGGUUCCAUUACUGCCUCCAUCGGUCUUGACGACGACUCAGCGGAUGAACGGCGGUUGUGUACUUGGGCUUGUUGAAAUGGAGAAGCUCCACAUCAAGUACCGACUUCUUCUCUACAAACGGACUCAGUCUCACCAUCAAAAAACCAAUACUCGCUCGCGAACCCUUGUAACGCGGAACGAAUACAAGAUCCUUCUCCAUUCUUGGAAAUAUCAAGCCGCGCAUUCAGCUCUGGUGGCAAUAGCCGAAGGGAAUACGUCGGAGGUGUCAUGGCCGUGUCUCCAUAAGGACGAUAUUCGCUGUCUCGAGGACUCCGACGAGCUGGCGAAGAGGGAAGUGCGGGAAAAGAAAGCUAUCUUGCGUCAAGCACAACGAGACGAGGCUAUGCGCAAGGCCGGAAUAAUACCGCUCUUGUCAAAUCGACGGGAUAGUCGGCAGAGCGAAUCCUCGGACGAAGAAGACAAGUCCGAAUUCGAAGAGGAGCCUCUCACAUUACUCGAAACUUUUGGCAGCAGUGUUACGAGUACGAGCUAUGAUGGGGCUGCUAUCCAGCAUGGAGAAUCGCGCAGGACGGUCUCGUGGAUCUGGUCAAUGACCGGAAGGACUGAGACAAAUGAAGAGAUGAACGAAGCGCUGCGGAUUGAGUGGGCGAAGGCUUGGGCUCGAGUUCAUCGCUGGACAGAGGAGGUUGCGAUCCUCACGGAAGAAUGGCGCCCGCCGGUGCAAAUCUCCAGCGCCUCCGUGGCGAAUGCUGAAGGCCUUAUUGCCUACGCCGUCAAACAAGCCGACAUCUACCAGAAUCUUCAACAGUGGGCAGAGGCUAUUCGGACAGAGCCGAAGCUUCAGAAAGGGGUGCGGCAAAAUCGGCCGGGCUAUGUCUUUCUGAAGGCAAGUGAUAUGGGACUGGAGGACGGUGAUGGUUUCAUUGAAGAUGAUACAAUUGACGAGAGUGGAAAUUUUGAUGAAGAAGAGCUUUUGAUGGCGGGAGUAGAUAUCUGA